Orbilia oligospora ATCC 24927 is the source of this 3924-nucleotide messenger RNA. RefSeq lists its product as uncharacterized. The record is from RefSeq and is a predicted model, not a curated record. Bases 1 to 3924 code for a protein of 1307 amino acids. Gene Ontology annotation, molecular function: protein binding. Lineage: Eukaryota; Fungi; Ascomycota; Orbiliomycetes; Orbiliales; Orbiliaceae. The transcript is spliced from 7 exons.
AUGGCUAACUUUGUAGGAGAGGGUUUCGAGAAGUCGCUUGAGAAGUUCCGACAACGACUUUCCCCGGAACAGAGACAACAGUUCUCGUUCAGCAGCCUCGAUGAUGUCAGAGCGGAGAUGCGGAAACUCCAGGACCAGCUCGGCCCACAGAAGAAGUUACGGAGCUUCAACAAAAUGAAAAAGUUUCUGGAAGGUAUGAAGCAAGUUGAGCAGUUGGUGCAAAUAUUUCUCAACACUUCUGAUGUUGUGGCAUAUGUCUGGGUCGCCUCGACUAGAAUCGAAACAUUAGAGCGUUUACUGGGUGUAUACCAAGAAAUCGGAGAUGUGCUUCAUGGUGUUGGGAAAUACGACCGACUCUUCAAAAAUUAUCCCGACUAUCGGAGAAUUCUAGAAAUCUACUUCUACGACAUUCUUGAAUUUCAUCAUGAAGUUUUACAGGUAUUUGCAAAACCAAACUGGAGAAGGUUUCUGGAUUAUGCUUGGCCGACUUUCAAAACUAAAUUCGAGCCCAUUAUUGAUAGCCUCAAACGGCACCGGGACCUGCUUUCGGACGAAAAGCUCACAGUUAUCCUCGAGGAACUUCAAGAUUCCCACGCCAUUGUAGACAAAAUACCCGCUAUGCUCCAAGAGAUCAACGAGAAACUCAACAAACUUCAGCAAAGCGGGAUCACCAAGAAACACGAACUCCAAGAACGUACCCUCAAGCAGAGAGAAACUGUCAGAACAAAACUCCGCUCCCGAAACUACCAGGAGGAUCAUCGUACAGCGCUGAAAAAACGAUCCAUAUCCUCCUCUGGCAACUGGGUGUUUGAUAGUCCCAAAUUCGAAAAAUGGCUGAACGGUAAUUCAGGAAACGAUAGCAUCCUGUAUAUUAACGGUAUCCCUGGCUCAGGCAAGACCAUCCUCGUUUCAACGAUAAUAGAAUAUCUGUUGAAUUCUGGACACACUAGGAACGGAACGAUCUUGUACUUUUACUUCAAGCAUCAUGAUAAUGACAAUAAAGGGGCUGGUAAGACGAAGUGUGGGAUGCUGUGUGCAUUAUUGAUGCAGCUACUUGACCAAGACGACACAUUGUUGGAAUAUGUUUAUCAAAAAUGCGCUAGCGUAGUAGAUCCAGACGCUAUCUCUGAACCCUUCCUCGAGGAAAUAUUGAAACAUUGUUUUAAUCGCCAAGGGAAGAUAUGGAUUGUACUUGAUGCUCUUGACGAAUCUGAGGAGUCUGAAUCGAUAAGCGCGCACCCAGUAAUAGCAUGGCUACAGGAAGUGGUCUCGCCCGCUACAUUAUAUGGUUCUCAUGUUAGAUUUUUGAUAUCAGGGCAACGGGACGGGUUUAUAGAAGCAGCGUUGUCGGUAUAUCCAGAUAUCGAUCUUGAUAGGACUAAACAGCACAAGGCCGACAUCACAGACUAUGCCUCCUUCCGGGCAUCCGAAAUCAAAUCCCGUUUCGGAUUAAAUGCGGACGAGGAAACAGAUAUAGUAGAUAAAGUCACAGUGAGUUCCAAAGGGAUGUUCUUAUAUGCCAAGAUAGUCUUGGACAAUCUCUUCCACCAGCAAUCAGUUGCAAAGUUCAGGAAAGAGCUGUCAAAUGAAAAUUUCCCUCAGGAGCUCAAUCAAGCUUAUGAACGGGUUGCCAUUCGCAUAUUUGACAAUGCACACGAGGCGCGAAGGUCAUCCGCACUUUGCAUCUUGGGUUGGGUAGCAACCUCAGGGCGGCCACUACGCUGGCGGGAGAUACAAGCAAAAUUCUGUAUCAAUCCAGUGGAUGCAACAUGCGAUUUCGAUGAGAGGAUCCUGGACUCGUUUAAAUCAAUUUGUGGCUCUCUAGUGGAUGUGGAACUUUGCGAUAACAAUAAGAACUCCGAAUCUGAACGAAUAGUUAGCAUAGUACACCCUACGGCCACCAGAAGAUACUUACAAGAAAGCAAUCGAAUUCGAUUAUUUGAAGAACAUGCAAAUGCCGCCAUCUACUUUUCACAAUACCUAACAUCGACCCCAUUCCAACAAAAAAUGGGCGAAAACAGAGUCUAUGAGCUAGCUCUAGACGGUUAUUACGCCCUACAAGACUAUGCUUGCGCAUUUUGGCACCAUCACAUAAGCUUAGCUCUUAGCCCAUUAUCUAACAUUUCGCCUAACCUCGAAACUGCGGUUAUUCACGGCGCAAAACUGUUAAUACGUAUAUCGCAACCAAAAGCUCGGUCGGACAGCUCUUUCGAGUGUGAAAAUUUGAACGAUCAUACGAAAGAGUAUAUCCUAUCGAUUUUGGAGGAACCAUACGCCCUUGGAUCUGAAGGAUCUGCUCUCUCAGAGCAGAUCAAAAAUGUCCGAAACCAAAUCGAAUCAAUCAACUAUAGUGAAGUAGACGGACGUCAACUCAAAGUCUUCAAUGAGCUCCACGGAUGCAUACGCUUUAAAUGUCCAAAAAUCAGAUGCGCCUUAUUCUCCUCUGGUUUCAGUAGCAAAGAGCAACAGAGUCAUCAUAUCCGGGAGCAUGAUAGGCCAUUCAAGUGUUCUAAGCCGGAGUGCUUUGCCCGGAUCACCGGUUUUUCCUCUUUGCCGUCACUGAAUGAACAUAUAAAGCGUCUACAUAGCAGCGAUCCGCCGGUCCUCUUUCCCAAGGGAAAGGAUGCCGGAAGCUCCACCAUACACAAUGCCGCAGCCCGAGGCGACCUGAAUGACGUGAUUGCACUUCAUGAGGCUGGAGCAUCUCUGCAUUUUGUAGAACAAAAGAAAGAUGGGCUUGCCCCCAUAGUCCUUGCGGUAAAGAAAGGCCAUAUGAAUGUGUGCGAGUAUAUUAUGAAACGAAGUAUGCCUCCUAUAAAUCCCUGGGGUCCCAUUUUCCCAAAAUCAGGGAGUGUUUCCGACUACUACAUAGGUGAUUCGCCAAUCGAAGAAGCAGUCAAAAACGAUGACCUCCAGCUAUUUGACUUGCUAAGAUAUCUCUCACCCUCCACGCCUUCAACCCAUGCAAUUGGAUCAACAAUUUGUAUGGCUAUUGGUUAUGGUUCCGAAAAAAUAUUUGCCAGAAUUUUUGAGGAGGUCGAGUAUUGUACGGCCAUUCUAAAUAGGUUCAAAGAUAGCCGGACUCCUGGGAACCGUUGGGAAACCCUUUGUAAGAUCUGUUCGACGGCUUCGAGAUUACAAUCCAAUUUUUUGGAAAAGCAGAAACUAUUCCUCGGGAAAUUCCUAGCAAAGCUGAUGCCUGCGCUUUAUGAGCUUAAAGAUCUGGCUGCCCUUUCCCCACAAGAAAUGAGCGACAUAAACGAGGCUCUGGUGUUUUUAUACGCUGGAAACUCAUCAUCAUUACUCUCAGUUGCCCUGAGUAUGAGGGCAUAUGCUGUUGCAGAAUUUUCACUCGAUCUGAGAGAAACGAUAGAGUCGAAAAGCUCUUUUAAAGUUCUUUUAGGAGUGGCUUUACUCGGUAAGCUAGCAGGCAAUAAGGGGGAGAGAAGGGAACCAAUGAAACUUUGUAUAAGGCAGUUAAUGUUGCGUCUGAUCUCAGCAGUUGGGCCAGAACGGAUUCAAGACGCUUGGUCAAGAGGGAUUCAUAGUCCGCCUCUCAGAGAAGCCGCCUGGGCUAAUAACGUCGCUUGCUUGGAAGCCUUAAUCCCUUUCAUUCAUGACCUGGAUGAAGAUGAAAAGAACGAAGGAACUAUACUAGAUAUCGCGGCUGAGGCUAACCGCAGGGAAAUGGUCAAGCUACUGAUUGAAAGCGGCCGGGUUGAUCUCAAGCAAAAAAACCGGAAAUCACAACCUAUUUUGGAAUCAAGGAAUGGAAAGUGGUUUUUGUGUGUGGAUGCUAUAUCUGCUAGGGAGCGCAGAAAAUUAACGCCGGGGGAUCUUGAGCCGAUAUGCGAUGAUACCAGGAAUGCCGUUGUAGGAAGCCCAACUGAUUUCUUGUUCAAGAGAAAGUCUACAACGAGUUGA